This is a messenger RNA of Orycteropus afer afer, 1263 nucleotides long. It is a transcript of the gene SCLY, whose product is annotated as selenocysteine lyase. The record is from RefSeq and is a predicted model, not a curated record. Lineage: Eukaryota; Metazoa; Chordata; Mammalia; Tubulidentata; Orycteropodidae.
AGCCCACCGGAGAGGAGAGUUUACAUGGACUACAAUGCGACCACUCCCCUGGAGCCCGAGGUUAUCCAGGCCGUGAAGGAGGCCAUGCAGAAGGCCUGGGGGAACCCCAGCAGUUCAUACCCAGCAGGCAGAAAGGCCAAGGAUAUUAUAAACGCAGCUCGGGAAAACCUUGCGAAGAUGAUAGGCGGGAAACCUCAAGACAUAAUCUUCACUUCUGGGGGCACGGAGUCAAAUAACCUAGUGAUCCACUCCAUGGUGAAGCACUUCCACGAAAACCAGACGGCAAAAGAAGAUGGGGUUGAGCACCAGCCCCUGGGUGACCGGGCCAAGCCGCACUUCAUCACCUGCAGCGUGGAGCACGACUCUGUCCGCCUGCCCCUAGAGCACCUGGAGGAGGAAGGUGUGGCCGCAGUCACCUUCGUCCCGGUGUCCAAGGUGAGCGGGCGGGCAGAAGUGGAUGAUGUCCUUGCGGCCGUCCGGCCCACCACGUGCCUUGUGACCAUCAUGCUGGCCAACAACGAGACUGGUGUCGUCAUGCGUGUCCCUGAAAUCAGCCAGCGUAUCAAAGCCCUGAACUCGAGGCGAGUGGCCUCAGGGCUGCCCCGCAUCCUGGUGCACACAGAUGCCGCCCAGGCACUGGGGAAAAGGCGCGUGGAUGUGGAGGACCUGGGAGUGGACUUCCUCACAAUCGUGGGGCACAAGUUCCAUGGCCCCAGGAUUGGAGCACUCUACGUCCGAGGCCUUGGUGAACUGACCCCUCUGCACCCCAUGCUGUUUGGAGGUGGGCAAGAACGGAAUUUCCGGCCAGGGACGGAGAACACCCCAAUGAUUGCAGGCCUCGGGAAGGCCGCAGAGCUGGUGGCUGAGAACUGUGAGGCUUACGAGGCCCACAUGCGAGACGUCAGAGACUACCUGGAGUUGAGGCUGCAGGCCGAAUUCGGUAAGGAAAGGGUCCGUUUGAACAGCCGGUUUCCAGGGACAGAGCGACUUCCCAACACCUGCAACGUUUCCAUCCGCGGACCCCAGCUUCAAGGCCGUCUGGUACUUGCCCAGUGCAGGACGCUGCUGGCCAGCGUGGGCGCCGCCUGCCACUCAGACCUCGGGGACCAGCCCUCCCCGGUGCUACUGAGCUGCGGGGUCCCACUUGAUGUGGCCAGGAACGCACUGCGGCUCAGUGUGGGCCGUGGCACCACCAGGGCCGAGGUGGACCUUGUCGUGGACGACCUGAAGCAGGCUGUGGCCCGGCUGGAGGGAUCACCCUAA